GUGGUUACUGGGACAAGGUGUAGGUGUGACCACGGGAGGGAGGGGCUAGGAGGACAGCUGGUCAGGGAACAGAGAGGAGGCCCAGGUGGCAGAAGGAAGGAUUAUCUACCUGAAUAUGGAAAUCACCUGGCCUGGAGGAUGACUGAUAAGAGCAGCCUGAGUGGCAAUGAGCCUGGAGCUAAAAUCGUGCAGAAGGGAGGAGCGGUGAUCUGGGUCAGCAGAUGAGGUCACACAAGGCGGCCGACCUUCUACUCUGCUGAUGAGAUGUAGAGCUGGGGAGUUAGGGGAGGAUGUUGGAAUGGUCUGGAAGCAGCACCGAGAAGCAAGGAGAUUUACCCACCUGGAGAGGCCACAGGAAAGCUAAGUUCUAGUUAGAGCAAGAAGGUGACAAGAAUGUGCAGCAAAGAGAUGGAGGAAGUAGAUUUUGCUGAAGACAGGUCAUUGAUUCCAGAGGCCUGAGAGUUGGGUCAGUGUGGAGAAUAGGUUGGAGACGGUCCCUUCUCAGCGGGUUUUUGUAUAUAAAGUGCUUAAUUAGCCUGAUACAAGCGCAGCGGUCAGGGAUGGAAGCCGUGGUUAGCAGUCUUAGUGGGAUCAUGAUCAGGCCAGGGGUUUGUAGCUCGAGGAGGAAAGCUGGGGAGAAGCCAGUCGCCAACCAGAGCCAAGUGGGCAGGAUGCCGGGUUUUCUUGGCGGUGGCAGUUCCCCCAGACGCCGUGUACCUGGAUUCCUGCGUUCGAAGAUGGGCGCCCGGCCCUCGCGGCGGCGGCUGCCCGCAGACUCGCCCAUGGCCUUGGACGCGCUGCCCCCGGAGCUGCUAGUGCAAGUGCUGAGCCACGUGCCACCGCGCGCGUUAAUAACGCGCUGCCGCCCCGUGUGCCGCGCCUGGCGCGACGUGGUGGACGGCCCCACCGUGUGGCUGCUGCAACUGGCCCGCGACCGCAGUGCAGAGGGCCGGGCACUCUAUGCGGUGGCCCAGCGCUGCCCGCCCAACAGCGAGGACGAGGAGGAGUUCCCGCUCUGCGCCCUGGCACGCUACUGCCUGCGAGCGCCCCUCGGCCGCAACCUCAUCUUUAACUCCUGCGGAGAACAGGGCUUCAGAGGCUGGGAAGUGGAGCACGGAGGGAAUGGCUGGGCCGUGGAAAAGAACAUAACACUGGUGCCGGGCGCUCCUUCCCAGACCUGCUUUGUGACUUCUUUCGAAUGGUGCUUCAAGAGGCAGCUUGUGGACUUGGUGAUGGAGGGGGUGUGGCAGGAGCUGCUGGACAGCGCCCAGAUUGAGAUCUGUGUGGCCGACUGGUGGGGCGCCCGGGAGAACUGCGGCUGCAUCUACCGGCUCCGGGUUCGCCUCCUGGAUGUGUACGAAAACGAAGUGGUCAAGUUCUCGGCUUCACCCAAUCCGGUUCUUCAGUGGACUGAGAGAGGCUGUAGACAGGUCUCCCACGUCUUCACCAACUUUGGCAAAGGCAUCCGCUACGUGUCCUUUGAGCAGUAUGGGAGGGACACGCGCUCCUGGGUGGGGCACUACGGUGCCCUCGUGACCCACUCCAGCGUGAGGGUCAGGAUCCGCCUGUCCUAGCUAACCAGCCCUUGCCAGCCUUCUGGGGCCGACUGCCACCUGCCAGACACCGUCACCCAUCAAGGGCAGCUUUGCAGCCAGGAGCCAGAGGAUGCCGGGGGACAGUGCGAACCCCACUUACUGCUGCUUUGGCAUGGUGACCCACAUGCUGUUGGAGAAACCAGGGAUCAAACCAGGUGGUCACUGCUUCCCUAGCUUUGGGGGGUGGGGGCAGGGGUAGGUGUCAAAGAUGACUCGGAGAUCUGUACUUUAUUUGUAAAUUUUUUCUCACAUGUGUGUGGAUAUCCGUUGAUAGACUGAGUCAAAAAGCAAAGGUCGUCGGAGCUCCUGCCGUGGUGCAGCAGGAUCUGCGUCUUCUCUAGAGCCAGGUCACAGGUUGGAUCCCCAGCCCAGCACAGGGGAUUAGGGAUCUGGCAUUGCCACACAGCUGUGGCUUAGGUCCCAACUGCAGCUCGGAUCUGAUCCCUGGAACAGGAACUCCACAUGCUGUGUGGUGACCAAAAAAGAAAAAGUAAAGACUGAACCAGGAUAUUCAGUAGGGUACGAAGACUCCUGCCAGCAUGUUCUGGGGGUAAGGCGAUUGCUGGCAGGGAGCAGAGGUCAGUCGGGCAGUCUGUCCUGAGGGAACCAACAGGGCCAUCAGAGGGACCCUCCUUGUACUGAGGCAUCUCUGGGACUCACAGCAGGGACCAGGCAACCUCCUCCCCUUUGAGCCAGACUGGUGCUACUGCUUUUCCUUUUUCUUUUUUUGGCUGUGCCCUCGGCAUGUGGAAGUUCCCGGGCCAGGGUCUGAAUCCGAGCCGCAGCUGCAACCUAUGUUGUGGCAACACCAGAUCUUUUAACCCACUGCAUCAGCCACAUGCAGGUGCAGGGUAUCAAACGUGCAGCUCCACAGCAACCCGAGCCACUGCAGUUGGAUUCUUAGCCCACUGCACCAAAGCAGGAAUUCCUCUUUUCCUUUUUUUUUUUUUUUUUUUGUGCCACACCCAAGGCAUGUGAAAGUUCCCAGUUCAAGGAUCAAAGCCAAGCCACAGCAGUGACAAUGCCAGGUCCUAGGCCACUAGGGAACUCCCAAGGCUGGUUUCCUUCAGAAUUCCCGACGAUGACACAAGGUCUGUGCUGCCCCUCAUGCUGUAUUGACCUCCCCCACCUCCUGCCUCUGCCUCAGGGGCCGCUCGCCUCCUGCUGGCUGACAGCGUCCUUUUAUCCACGCUGGAGCCCGCUUAGAGACCCACCCGGGAGUAAGGCGUGCUGUGAAGACAGCUCUCCCGCCCUGGCUCCCCUCGGGUCUCCCGCUGUCUCCCCACAAACUAGCUCAAUAAAAUCAGUGCAGUGCGUGCGGUGAUGGGGA
This is a messenger RNA of Sus scrofa (pig), 2925 nucleotides long. The record is from RefSeq and is a predicted model, not a curated record. Lineage: Eukaryota; Metazoa; Chordata; Mammalia; Artiodactyla; Suidae.